AUGACUUUCCAAGCUGUCGUUCUCGGGUUCGAACCCACGCUGCUUCAGCGUGUGAUGCUGUUAUGGGUGUUUAUCGCCGGCGGACUCGUCAUUGCUGUUCAGGUAUCGCAGUGGCAUGAGACACAACCCAUUCGGUGGACAAGAGUUACCCCGACUUCGAAACCCUACUGGUACACGCUCUACGUAACCGAGGUCUUUCUCUUCGUCACUGCAUCCUACCCGCUCCUCCUUCAAAUGAUGGAAGGCUACGCUUUUGACCACGAGGAAAAGAUUCUCAAUACCUUGUGGAUCGGACUCCUCGGGCUCGAGACCCUCAUGGUCCUUGGUGUCGCGGUGCAGAGCAUUGUUAGGAGACUCCAGGCUCCUCCUAAGGUCAAGACGAUUUAG
Molecule: messenger RNA, 387 nt
Organism: Scedosporium apiospermum
Lineage: Eukaryota; Fungi; Ascomycota; Sordariomycetes; Microascales; Microascaceae
Exons: 2
Coding region: 1-387 (128 amino acids)
Source: RefSeq, a predicted model, not a curated record